AAUCACGAUCCGCUGUGGGUCUCUGACUGAGAGGUCGUUCUGCUCCCAAAACCCAAAUUAAAGCAGGAAUAUGGUGGCGGAAACGUUCCGGACGUUGCGGCUCUGUCGGCAUCACCUGGCUCUGCUCCAGAAAUGUUCGCAUCCCAAAAACGCACAAGCGCUGCUGCACAGAUCCUUCAGCACACACAGGCCCGCGAGGGGCGCCCGGACGUUCAGGAAGCUGCUGGUGGGCGUGGCCGUCGGAGUUCCGGUGGCGCUGGGAGUGCGCUACGUCCUCUCCGAACCCAAAGAGAAGAGGAAGACGAGGAUAUUAGCCGAGGGAGCGGGGCGCUUCUGCAGAUCUCUCUACGUCGGGCUCCUGAUCUCGGUGGAUUACUGGUGGACGUCCAGCGUUGUGUUGCGAGGGGUGGAGGAGGACGGGACGGAGUUCGCGGCGGCCAUGUCCGCGUGCCACCAGCGGGCGGCCGACAGGAUGGUAGAGGGGGCGGUGAGGAACGGAGGGGUGUAUAUCAAAUUGGGACAGGGCCUGUGCUCCUUUAAUCACCUCCUCCCUCCCGAGUACAUCCACACCCUGCAGGUCCUGGAGGAUAAAGCUCUCGACCGCCGCUAUAAGGAGGUGGACGCUCUGUUCCUGGAGGAUUUCGACUCCACGCCCGCUCAGCUCUUCAAGAGCUUCGACUACGAGCCGAUAGCGGCGGCCAGCUUAGCGCAGGUCCACCGAGCAGAACUGCAUGAUGGGACGGCCGUGGCGGUGAAGGUGCAGUACAUCGACCUCAGGGAUCGCUUCGAUGGAGACAUCAGGACCUUGGAGAUCCUGCUGGACGUGGUGAAGUUCAUGCACCCCAGCUUCGGCUUCCGCUGGGUCCUCAAGGAUCUGAAGGGGACGUUGGCGCAGGAGCUGGAUUUUAAGAACGAGGGGAGGAAUUCGGAACGCUGCGCCCGCGAGCUCCAGCACUUCAAGUUCAUCGUCGUACCCAAAGUCUUCUGGGACCUGACCAGCAAGCGCGUCCUCACGGCCCAGUUCUGCGAAGGCUGUAAGAUCAACGACGUGGAGGAGCUGAAGAAGCAGGGGCUGAGCGCCAGAGACGCUGCAGAGAAGCUGAUCAGGACGUUCGCGGAGCAGAUCUUCUACACCGGCUUCAUCCACGCCGACCCACAUCCUGGUAACGUGCUGGUCCGGAGGGGUCCCGAUAAGAAAGCAGAACUGGUUCUUCUGGAUCAUGGACUCUACCAGAGCCUCAGCAAAAGCGACCGGGUGGCGCUGUGCCAGCUUUGGCGCUCCAUCAUUCUCAGGGACGAGGCGGCCAUGAAGAGACACUCCAAACAGCUUGGGGUAAAAGAACGCGAUCACUUCCUGUUCUGCGAGAUGCUGCUGCAGCGCCCCAUCAACAUGCGCCAGCUGGGCCUGGCGAACGUCCUGAGCCGAGAGGAGACGUCCUACAUGCGCAGCAUGGCGGCCGAGCGCUUCGACAGCAUCAUGGACGUGCUGAAGUCGCUGCCCCGACCCAUGCUGCUGGUGUUCCGCAACAUCAACACCGUGCGCAGCAUCAACAUCGCGCUGGGAGCGCCCGUCGAUCGCUACGCCCUCAUGGCUAAGAGCGCCGUACGCGGUUGGGGUAAAACCAGAGCGGACGAGUCCGGGUUCCUGUCCAGGACGGUGCUGAGCCGCUGGAUCUGCUCCUUCUGGGAGAACCUGAAGUUCCAGUGUGCUUUAAGGUCUGAGAUGGUGAUGAUGAGUCUGACUCGCUCUGUACUUCAGCUUCUCUCCUUCUGUGGUUUCAUCAGCCUGGACCAGCAGGUGUACCAGUACCUCCAGUAACCUUCAUCUUCACCUUCAUCAGGUCCAGACAUCCUCCAUCCGUCCAUCACUCUGUUCACCUGCACAAACCAGCCAGAACCUGCACACAUGAGGGUCAAAAGUAUGUGGACACCUGACCACCAGCUUGUUGGAGACCCCAUCCCAGAACCAUGCAGCUACAACAGGCUCCACUCCGAAGGUCCGGCUCGCAGGUGGCGUUCCAGUUCGUCCUAAAGGUGUCCGAGCUGUGUGCAUACCCAACACAUCAAACCAAAUGGCUUUGUGGUCAGGUGUGCAGUCACAUGCCGGAGCCGGAACAUGAACAAAGAGCUCCGGCUCCACCCGAGGGCUUCCGUAAUCGGACUGAUGGGAUCUGAUGCAGUAAUCUGUGUUCCGUUCGUUACCUGACGGCUCAGGUUCAUCUUUAACCAAAAUCUUCACUCGCACGGUGCUUUUCUUCGGUUCUCGCCGUCAAUCACAACACGAUGUGUUGCUGGUGUUUGUGGGCGGAGCUUAUUUUCCCACAGCAGUAGAAAUCUCACGUCGAGUAUUCAGUACAGUCCCGAUGUGGAUUGGGACGCAGCCAUAGAUGCUCACUGUCUAAAUCAGUGGUAGAAUCACUUUAGGAGUUUAACGACCGAACCUCCGUCCCUGAUUGGCUGACUCGUGUGCACUUCACUAUCCAGCAGCCAACAGAGAGUCACGCUAUGCUCUUAAACGUUCCUCCACCAGACGCACCGACGAGGAGAAACGCCGUCCGUCCUUCCCUACCUCAGACACGCCCAGAUGCAUCUGUCGACUCGAGAGCUUUAUCAGCGGUGUGCUAGCGUGUUAACCCAAACCUGCUCCGUCACUGGCGCAUCGCUGAACACAGCCGAGUGAGUUUUAAACUCUAUUCCUGAACGGUUGUGCAGCAGGAUCUGAUAAUGCAGAGUUUAUUAUUAUUAUUACUGUUAAAUUUAACGACUAGUAGAAGAUUCCUACAGAGAGUCUCGGCACGUACGGAGGACCACGCUACUCUCUCUGUAUUCUUCCACCACGCCAACCAGCACAAAUCUGCUCAUCGAGGGUUCAAAUCAGUUCCUCUGUAGGAAGAUCUGUACGUCUGUUGGGUGUCCUGCUCAUUAUUUUAUCUAUUUUAAUACAUGUUAACACAUGAAGUACAAACGUUAGUGUUUUAUAAACCAUCAUGUUAAAUACUUGAAGCCUUUUAAAAUGUGGACCUGCAAUCAAAAUAUAUAUAUAUGUAAAUAUAUAUAAAUAUAAAUGCAUUAUUCAUCCCAAGUGUGUUGGUCAAUGUUU
Messenger RNA from Trichomycterus rosablanca, 3100 nucleotides. RefSeq names its product aarF domain containing kinase 5 (gene adck5). The transcript has 14 exons. Bases 71 to 1819 code for a protein of 582 amino acids. The record is from RefSeq and is a predicted model, not a curated record. NCBI's taxonomy places the organism in Eukaryota, Metazoa, Chordata, Actinopteri, Siluriformes, Trichomycteridae.